GCAAAACCGUGCGUCCGGGAGGCGUGUCCUCCAGAGCCGCCAGUGAGGGACACACACCCGCUUUGCAUCUGCCGUGCGGGAAAGCGCCGUGUCGUGAGCACUUGUGUCCGGGAACCUUCCGGAUCUUCCAGCAUAUUCUUUGGAUUAUCCUCCACGGUGGCAAACAUCUUCACUUAGAGCUGGUUUGGUUUUCAGCAUCAGCUGAGAGUUGUUUGCAGUCCGGUCUGGCGGUUAGAGGGAUUAACCGAGGAGUAACCAUCUGAGGCCCCGGGGGAGCUGGGGCUCCAGCCUCGCCCACCCGGAGGCCGCGAGCCCCCGCAGCGUGGCUGUUCCUAAGGAGACGCGCUUAAUGCAAAACACACACCGGACUGUGGAGGCUUAAAGAAUGCAAAACAACUCCCAUCAUUUUUCUCCGUAUUGAUUACAUAUGCCGAACUCCUGCUGUUUGGGAAAUAACGAGUUAAAGGAAGCCACGUCUGGACGAGCCCCGCCUGGGCCCAAGCGUACAGAGGAUGGAAACACUCCCCCCGCCAUGUCUCUGGGCCGUCUCCUUCGCCGGGCCUCCUCCAAAGCCUCGGACCUCCUGACCCUCACCCCGGGCGGCGGCGGUGGGCCCCCCUCCGUCCUGGAUGGGGAGAUCAUCUACUCCAAGAACAAUGUCUGUGUGCACCCACCAGAGGGGCUGCAGGGGCUGGGGGAGCACCACCCAGGAUACCUGUGCUUGUGCGUGGAGAAGGACGAGCUGCUGGGGAGCACCCUCAUCCUCACGUGGGUCCCCAACUCUCGGAUCCAGAGGCAGGACGAGGAGGCACUGCGUUACAUCACCCCCGAGAGCUCCCCCGUGCGCAAGGCACCCCGCCCGCGGGGCCGGCGCGCCCAGAGCCUGGGGGCCCCCCGCCAGCCCUCCCCGACGGAGGCCAGGCCCGCCCUGAUCCCCAGAGACGAGGACACCGCGGCGGUGGCUCAGAGCGUCCAGGACGCCGUGCACGUCAGCCCUUCCCCCCCUUCCGAGGACGGGGAGAGGCUGGCCCAGGGCUUGGGGACGGCCGUGCCACCAGCCCACAGCGACUCCGGGAUCCUGUCGGCCGUCAGCUCGCAGGAUGGGACAGAGGAGGGGCGGGAGCCGCGGCCCGAGGCCGGCGAGGAGGAGGGCUCCCUGGAGCUGUCCGCCGAGGGCGUGAGCAGGGACAGCUCCUUCGACUCGGAUUCCGAUGCCUUCUCCUCGCCCUUCUGCCUCUCGCCCAUCAGCGCCGCCCUCGUGGACAGCGGCAGCUCCGUGUUCCUGGACAGCGAGAGCGGCUCCCCCUGCGGCGCCGACACCCCCCUGCGGUUCCCCGACGGCCACGGCCUCCCGCAGACCCCGCGCUGGGACGAGCCCCAGAGGGCCUGCGCGCUGGAGCAGAUCUGCGGCGUGUUCCGCGUGGACCUGGGGCACAUGCGCUCCCUCCGUCUCUUCUUCAGCGACGAGGCCUGCACCAGCGGCCAGCUGGUCAUCGCCAGCCGGGAGAGCCAGUACAAAGUGUUCCACUUCCACCACGGCGGCCUGGACAAGCUGUGCGACGUGUUUCAGCAGUGGAAAUACUGCACCGAGACGCACCUCAAGGACCAGCAGGUCGCCGACGAAAAGACGUGCAUCCAGUUCUCCAUCCGCCGCCCCAAGCUGCCCUCCUCGGAGACGCACCCCGAGGAGGGCGUGUACAAGAGGCUGGACGUGGCGGCCUGGCUGCACCACCUGAACGAGCUGGGCCAGGUGGAGGAGGAGUACAAACUGCGCAAGGCCAUUUUCUUCGGCGGCAUUGAUGUGUCAAUCCGGGGGGAGGUCUGGCCUUUCCUGCUGCGGUAUUACAGCCACGAGUCCACGUCGCAGGAGAGGGAGGCGCUGCGGGCGCAGAAGCGAAGGGAAUACGCCGAGAUCCAGCAGAAGAGGCUCUCCAUGACCCCUGAAGAGCACAGAGCGUUCUGGCGCAAUGUGCAGUUCACCGUGGACAAGGAUGUGGUCCGGACAGAUCGGAGCAACCAGUUCUUCCGGGGGGAGGACAAUCCGAACGUGGAGAGCAUGAGGAGGAUCCUGCUGAACUACGCGGUCUACAACCCCGCCAUCGGCUACUCCCAGGGCAUGUCAGACCUGGUGGCACCCAUCCUGGCCGAGGUCCUGGAUGAAUCAGACACCUUCUGGUGCUUUGUGGGUUUGAUGCAGAACACGAUCUUCGUCAGCUCUCCUCGGGACGAGGAUAUGGAGAAACAGCUGCUCUACCUGCGGGAGCUGCUGCGACUGACCCACCUGCGUUUCUACCAGCACCUGGUGUCGCUGGGCGAGGACGGCCUACAGAUGCUCUUUUGCCACCGCUGGCUGCUGCUGUGUUUCAAGCGCGAGUUCCCCGAGGCCGAGGCCCUGCGGAUCUGGGAGGCCUGCUGGGCCCACUACCAGGCCUUGCAGGUACGUGGGAGCCCCACCGGCCCGCGGACACGUGCCCCAGUGUGCCCCGGCCUUCCUGAUGUUGCUGGAGGAGCAUGUCUGGGGGCAGCGAGUCCAGAGACACACGGCUGGUGCCCCAGGCCAUCUAUGUACUCGCCCACCCGUGCCCUCCGCCCGCUCUCGCGCCCCCGCCCGGGUCUGACUGCUGCCCGCCUGGAGCGGCGUGCUUGGCGGACGGAUUACUUCCACCUUUUCAUCUGCGUGGCCAUCGUGGCCAUUUACGGGGAUGACGUCAUUGAGCAGCAGCUGGCCACCGACCAGAUGCUCCUGCACUUUGGAAACCUGGCCAUGCACAUGAACGGGGAGCUGGUUCUCAGGAAGGCCAGGAGUCUGCUGCACCAGUUCCGCCUCCUGCCCCGCAUCCCCUGCAGCCUGCACGACCUGUGUAAGACGUGCGGGACCGGCAUGUGGGACAGCGGCUACAUACCCGCCGUGGAGUGCACGGGCCACCACCCCGGCUGGGAGAGCUGCCCCUAUGGGGGCACGGUGGAGACGCCUUCGCCCAGGCCCCCCAGAGAAGGCAAGAAGGGCCCCAAGAUGCCUCGGGAUGGCUUCGGUUUCCGCAGAUAGGUCGGACUGCCCGCAUCCGCAGGUCCUGGGCACGUGGGAGGGGGUGGGGAUGGGCCGGUGGAAACACGAGGAAGAAGAGACUUGUGGCAACAGGAAGGGGACCUUUUCGUGUUAAUGACAUCAGCAGAGCCUCGAAGUGACAGAAGUUAAGCCCCGCCAGCUGCCCAGAGAAGAGUCACCUCCCGAAGCAGGGGGACCAGCGCACACGGCGGUUCCCCCUGCCGAUGCAGGCGGGCUGGGUCUCCGUCUGCCCCAGGGGCUCCCCCGGCACCACCAGUGACCAGCGACAGUGCCGGGCGAUGAGGAAGGACCAGAAGGCCUGUUCGGCCAGCAGCACAGGGAAUGCAGAACAGAACGGCGGCCCGGCCCGGCCCGAGACAUCCCUGCAUGCUGGACACACGUCGUCAUCGGGCCCCAUUUUCUGAGCAGGCCAGUCUUGCUUUGCACAGCUUCACGGCUUAUAGGAAGAUGUCUGCAAAAACGAAACAAAACAAAAAACAAAAGCCCAGUGAUUUCAGAGUAGAGAGAUGUGGGAGCAGUGGAGGGUGUGAGAAGCUCGGGGCUUUGUGUCCGUGUAAAUGUUUUAUACUCCUGGUAUGCCUCGGAAACAGCCCGAGCCUCGAGCUGUCGGGAGCUGUCGGACUCGCCUUCCGUAGUGGGGGCGGCUCUACGUGAGCAUCAUUGACAUUGUCUAAGGUCCACCUCACCGAACACAGCGAGCAGCCGGGGGCCGUGUGUGCAGGCAGGAUGGACAACGUCUGAGGGGAGUGGUGGUGCAUUAAGUAACCAACCGAGACAAAGGCACCCGAAAGAACUAGAAAGAUUCCCGCGUGCCCCCGGGCCUGCCCACAGCCUGGGCCUUCCGUAAGUCAGCUUCGCAGGUGGUCGGGCGCGGCAGCGGACCGCAGGAAUGUAGCCGGCACUCAGGACGCCGUCGCCCCUGCCGGGGUCUAGCGGUGGACGGGGGAGGGUAUGGCAGAGUUCCCAGCCAGCCGAAGAGCAUCCAUCCAGCCGUUGGCACGAGGAGGCCGCUUCUUGAACCGUUGGGAUCGUGGAGGCGGGAACCCUCCCGCACACCCUCGAAGGGGUCAUCAUGGAGACACAGCCCCAACUAAGGCUUCCUCCCGCUCUCAGCUCUCCUCCCUGGAGAGCAAACAAUGCUGCUGGGGCCACGUGAAAAAGAUGUGUAUCCACAGAAGAGAGGAAGUUGCCGGCCCCCUCCCUCAAAACUUCUCAGUCCCCCGUGAGCCCGAGUUCUCUCGCAGGCAAGGUGGCCAACACUGGCAUCUCCAAGUUCCCAGGGCUCCUGUCCCAGAGCCUUCUGGGGAGACCCUCCUGGAGCCCCCACCCCGGCCCGCAGAUCCUGGGGUGCUGGCUGUUUCAGCCCAGCAGCAGGGUCCAGGCUGGAUGGGGGCGGACUUCUCACCUGCUCUGCCUCUGGGAGGAGGGGGGUGCCUUUCUGUGCUGGCCCCCGGUCUGCUUUGGAAAAGGCUUCAGCUAAGCAGGCGCUGUACCGAUCCUGCCGUAGAGACCACAUCCACACAAACAGGAGCAUCCGUUAUCCGUCGCCACGGCGGUGCUGCGUAACAAAUGAGCCCCAAGCCUGGCGGUCUCGCAUGCGGCCUGAGGGUCAGCGGUUUAGGCUGGGCGCUUCUGGUCUUGGCUGGGUGUGCUCGGGAUGGUGACGCCCAGGUGGACAGGUCACACCUGGCACUGCGCCACGUCUCUCGAAUCCCCCACCGCCCCCUGCGAGCUAGCCCCGCUCGAGGCACAAGUGCAGAAGCAGAAAUGCACGGGCGCCUUCCCCAGCCUUGGGGGAGGCCACACCUGCUGUCAUCCCAUUGCCGGAGCAAGUCACGUGGCCAGAGUCAGCACCCAGGGGUGGGGAGCCGGACCCUCCCCUUUAGCAAGAGGAGCCGCGCAGGGACGGCAAGGGGCUGGGAAUUCAGAGGGUGACAAACCAUACAGUCUGCCACCACCUCCAGGAAGUCUUGGGUCCAAGUGACCCUGUUGGGGAGCCCUCCUGUCAGGGCCAUGGCUUCCCCUGUAAAGGCAGGAGACGCCCAAGGGGAAAGAGCGUGCUUCUAGGCUCACCGUCUAGCAGGAUAGCAUCCGCGCAUUUUACUGAGAUACCUUGUGCCUUUGGGCUGCUGUGUAUGUGUGUGCGUGCGUGUGUGUGUGUGUGUGUGUGUGUGUGUGGUCGGGGGGGGGGUGUCCAGGGAAUCCCUCACUUUGGAGAGUCCUGGCUGCAAAGCAUUCGUGCUGCAUCUCCCGGCUCCCGCAGCUCCCCGAGACCCCUUCCAAGUGCCGCCCGCCCUCGCCGCCCCCGCCUCACACCCCCAUGCGCCGCGCCGGGCCCCGGUGAGACCUUCGCCUCUCAGAGCAGCCGGUCUCGGAAGCCGGAGACCUGGAUGUGUGGGCUCCUGGAGGGCAGGCCGCGCUGGAGGGCUGGGAAGGGCCUCGCAGGGCUCCCUUAAUCUGGAUGCAAUUAGAGGAAACCAGCCAAAAACCCCGCGGCAGCUGUUGCCCCGGGAUUAUUCCCAGCCAGCAAAAGGCAUUAGGGUGAUAAUUCCGUCAUUAGACUUCUAGCCUUCCCACCUCCAAAACGUGCAAAUAUGGGAUAAUCAGCCCGGCACGGCCAUCCUCCGUGAUGUCGCUUAUUUAACCCAUUUUUUUAAAUGACACUUACUGUUAUUGGCUGGUGUGCGUGCGCGCGCAUACUUAAUUUCCCCACCGCUAACGGCUGUGCUGACGCGACGCGUCGUUGUCGGGGCCCCUGGGAAGAGAGGGAGCCUCUGAUGCGCAUGUGCUGGCAUGGAAGGCGUGGACGGGGCAGCAAGGCAGGGGCUCGCCAGCCCCGGGGAAGAAGGGACGGCAGGGGGGUGGGGGUGGGGGACGCCCAGGCUGGUGCGGUUGGGGCCUGGUUCUGCUGUUCCAGAAGGCUCCGACCCAAGUCCCAGCCAGGAAGACUCGAACUCACGAGUCCCUGAGCCAGUCGGUGUGGGGGGAACAGACGGCAUGGGGAGGGGCCCCCCCGACCACCUGCUCAGGGGAGGGGGCCGUGCGGUCCAGGAGGGGCGGCCCGGCUCCAUGGGCGGCCUCGGUCUGGGUGCCAUCAGCAGCACGUUGUCCCGAUGGGCCGCGUGUCAGGCAGCACGGAGGUUUUCAAGUCCAGGACCUAAAGCGCGUGUCCUUCUGAGUCUGUCCACGAGAGCCCUUCCGGAAGCCCCAUGUGGGGUGGGCGGCCAGACAGGAGGAAGCUUCUGGUCCUGAAACGGACGCUUCUCCCGGGCUAAGUGGUGGUGGCUGGCAGAUACUGGGGACCGUCGUGGUGGAGGUGAUGCUCUGUGGGUUUUGCCUCGUUUUCUGUGAGGUGCCUCUGAGCUCUCUUGGCCCUUCCUUGUUUGGGAGAAGUCGCUUGGAGCGUGGCUGUCCUCAAGGUGAUGGGAAUCUGCUCGUGGCACUGCCCUGCCCCUGCGGAAGCCUCGAUGCUCCGCCUGGCCUCUCCUCCCCUGCAGAGAGGCUGCGGGGUGUCAGGGACCCCUGGGUUCACCCGGCAAAGAGAAGGAAGCCUCUUCCAGUCUGUGUGCCCUGAGUGGGAGGAAGGGAAAGGCGUUCGCCCAGGAAGAACCACUUGUGCAGGGGCACGGGCUGGGCCAGAGGAGGUGGCCUACGGCCCAGGGAGGGACCCCUCAAGCUGGACCUGCCACAUCCCCGGAGACUCGAGGGAACCAGACAGCCCAGGAUCCGAUUAGCCCUGUGUGUCUAAGCCAGGCGAAGAGGCUGUCCCUCGGAGUGAAAACAUUGUGUCGGCACAUUCCUAGCUCAGAGGGACUUGCCAGUUCACUUCCUCCAAAGUCGUGAAGCCUGAGGCCAGGGCUCCCCGUAGGGGGUGAGCGGUGUUGCCUCUCUGAGCCUCAGUUUCCCCAUCUGUAGAAUGGGGAUGAUGGCACCCACCCAACCCGCCUCGCCGCUGGCCUCGGGGCCUCUCCAUGUAAGAGCUGUGCUAAGGGUGGUCUGCCAAGCCCCAGGGGCCUCACCCGCUACUCAGGGAAGAGACCACUGACCCUGGCCUUCAGCAGCCUUGCCCAAGAGCCACAACACAUCCCCCACUCCAGAGCUCUGCCUGCUUUGGGAGUCAGCAAACCCCAAACCUCUCAUAUGCCCACCUUGCUGCGUGUACCCGGCCGACGGGAAACCUCUCUGUGCCUCUUCUGUAAAAUUCACCCCACUCCUGCCCCCGAGAAAAAUCAGCCAUGAACCAUAACCUCAGCGACCCUGCGAGAAGCCUGUCUGUGUGGGCGUGCAAGGCGUGCAAGGCUCUUCAGCAGGGAUGUGGUGCGUGGACGUGAGGUCUCACCCCCUCCGCUGGGAACCCCCCCUCGCUGGGACUCUGGCCUCCUGGGUCAGGGCUGUGGGACCAGGGGAGGGGCAUCCCUGGGCCUCCAGGGAGCAGGGCAGAGGGACACGCAGCCGGUGGGCAUCUGGCCCUCUAGACACAUCUCGCUGAAUCUCUAGGAGGGAAGAUAACGUUUCAGACGCAAAGAGAGAUCAAGCCACCUGGCCGUCUUCUCUCCAGCAUCUCUCGUUGGCGGGCAGGGGUCUGCUGUUUAAGGGAAAACCUAAUGAAAUAUCCAUCCUUUCCAACAGAUUACUGUUGUCCAUGGUGAGCAAUUCUUUGUCUGUGUUUUGUUUUGUUCUGUCUUGUUUGUAAAUACGAUCACCUGCCAGCCCAGCCCUGCCCCAGGCGCGGGACUGGUCACCGUGACCCCCGGGGUCGCCAUGGCCCCAACAGUGCUUCCGGCUCUCAUGGAUUCCCCUGCAAAGUAAAUAAAAUCAUAUUGACGACAAACGUA
Molecule: messenger RNA, 7902 nt
Organism: Leopardus geoffroyi (Geoffroy's cat)
Lineage: Eukaryota; Metazoa; Chordata; Mammalia; Carnivora; Felidae
Gene: TBC1D16
Product: TBC1 domain family member 16
Exons: 13
Coding region: 428-3046 (872 amino acids)
Biological process (GO): activation of GTPase activity
Cellular component (GO): early endosome
Molecular function (GO): GTPase activator activity
Source: RefSeq, a predicted model, not a curated record